Molecule: messenger RNA, 1800 nt
Organism: Didymodactylos carnosus
Lineage: Eukaryota; Metazoa; Rotifera; Eurotatoria; Philodinida; Philodinidae
Source: the annotation of a GenBank genome assembly
AUGUCCAUAUUAACUAAAGAAAAAAUCCAAAAAUUAAAUUUAUUUCAAUCGUAUGCAUCAUCAACAAAUGAAAACCAUGGUUAUUACGAAAUUUUAUCAACACGUUUAUAUUUAAUAACAUUAACUCUGUCUGUGAUCAUUAUAGCUCUUUACACAUCAUUAAUUGAUCGAACACAAUUAGUAACAAUUAAAUCACCAAUAACAUCUGAUCAAUAUACAACACUUUAUCAACAACAUUCUCAAACAUUAACAUGUCCAUGCACAACGAUUUCAAUUACAUAUGAAAAAUUCAUUCAUUUAUCACCAACUUAUCAUCAAAUAUGUUCAAGUCAGUUUAUUAGUGAUGAUUGGUAUCAAUAUAUAACUGAAUCUAUGAGUAAUAUAUAUUAUUUUGAAAAUGAUGAUUUUCGCAAUAGAGCUAGUGCUUUCUUUCAAAUGUUACAAGUAUUAUGUCAAUCAACAAAUGAAACAAUUCAAGAUAGUUUAGUUGUUUUUAAUUCUACACAAUUAGUUAAUGAUAAAUUAAUACCACAACAAUUAUUUCAGAUUCAAGCUGAAUCUUACAUUAAUCUUUUUAUAGAAACAACAACAAAUACAUAUAAACGUUCAUUACAAAUUAUACGUGAUACAACACAAUCAAGUGCAUUAGUAGCUUAUGGUUCAUCUGUUACUUAUUUAUCUGCAUAUCAAAGCGUUCAAAUAACACCGAACAUUUUAUAUAAUGAUAGUAAUGAACCCUGUUCAUGUCGAAAUACGGCUGGUUGUAUACAACAAGCAAAAUUAUAUGAUUAUUUAUCACCAUUUACAAUGAGUGUUACUGGAAUUUAUUUCAGUUGUUAUGUUUUAGAAUCAGUAUUACGAUCAACAUUAGAAUGUUUUUAUAAUCAAGCAUGUUUUAUAGAAUUAAACUUACUUAUAAAUCCAGAUGAUCCAAGUAAUUUUUCAAUUUUAAAUUCAACUCAACCAUCAAGUCAAUAUCAACCAACAACAGUGAUACAAGAAAUUAUUAAUAAUUUAAUGACUGAACAAUGGAAUUUCAAUGUAUCAUUUGAAUCAUAUUAUCAACAAUGUCAACCAAGUGAAUGUCAUUAUACUUAUAUUGAAAAAUUUGAUUAUUUAUAUACAAUAACAACAAUAUUGGGAUUAAUUGGUGGUAUGAGUACAAUUCUAUCAAAAUUAAUACCAUUUUUAAUUAUAAUAGUAAAUCCUCAUAUUUUCCCAUUUUUUAGAAAAUUAUAUAAAAAAUAUAAACAACGACAAAAUCAGAUUAAGCCAACAACAAUAACAUCGACAAUAGUAGAAAAUUACAAUAAUAUUAAUGUUAUUGAUGAACAAUUAGCAACGAAUUCGGUGUCGAAAAAACAAAGUACAACAACAAUUUCAAAGUGGAAAAAAUAUUUGAUUCAUUCAAUUACAUGUUUAAUAAUAAUUGUACUUAUUCUUGCUUCAACUAUCGUAUUUGCAAUGAAGCAAGGAACUUCAACAUCCAUGCGAACAGCACAAUCAACAAUGAUGAUGACUACUACUGGUACAGUUAGAGUAACAACAACAAAAAAAAGUUCUGAUACAACGACGAUAACAGCCACCACAUCAAACAUCUUUAAAGUCAAGGCUGUAUUGAACAAUGGCGUUUUAAAUAUUGCAUUGGGUAAAUGGUUAGAUACGAACAAUUCAGUUCAUUGGCCAAAUGGUCUGCUACCAGUUGUUUAUGGAAUCAAUACAAAAGUAUUAACAACGACAAAAAUAACCGCAUAUGAAGUAAUGUUCGGUCAACGUCCACGAUCAGAUUCCGAUUUUUAG